GAGCCGCUGCUCGCCGUGGGCACGCGCCUCUUUGUUCUCGGCUGAUCGCAGCGAUCGGGCGCACUCUCGGCAGCAGCGCAUCGGUAAGCGUGCGACGACGAUCUUCCCCGCCGGCUGUGCGCGACCUCUGAACCUCGGAGAGCGUUUCGCCGCUGGACGUCGGCAGGGAUGCGGCUCGCUCCAGCCGCAGCAUCUCUCGAGUAAACCACGUGCUCGGCCGCGAGCGGCGAGGGGCGAGCAGGCGGCGAUUAGCGGCUUAUCACUGGCGCGCGUGAGCGCGGACAGCUCGAGCUCGCGGCUCUUCCGCGAUAGCCGCCAAACGAGCCGCACGAUAAGGGGACCAGUGGCAGCGUCGCGCUGCAGUCGUGGAGCCCAAUCGUAGCAGCAGCAGCAGCAGCAGCAGCCACCGCUGCCCCCACGAGGAGAGCAUGACCCACGCAGCGCAAGCGAGCAACGGCAAGCCGAGCCGCGGCACGGAGCAGCCAGCGGGGGAGCCGCCGGAGCCGACGCCGCGACCGCCCGACGGCGGAUGGGGCUGGGUCGUGGUCUUCGCCUCCUUCAUGAUCCACGUUAUCACCGACGGGGUGACCUACUCCUACGGCGUGUUCCACGUGGAGUUCGUCAACUACUUCGAGACGACCGAGCAGGCCGCCUCGUGGGUGGCCUCCUUCCUCGUGGGCGUGACCUACUGCUCGGGGCCCAUCUCCAGCCACUUCGUCAACAAGUUCGGCUGCCGCGCCGUGACCGUCGCGGGCACGCUGCUGGCCAGCGCCUGCCUGCUGGCGAGCGUGUGGGUGCGCAGCCUGGGCAUGCUCUACCUGACGGCGGGCGUCGGCACAGGCCUGGGCUUCGGCCUCGUCUACCUGCCCGCCAUCGUCAGCGUGACCGUGUACUUCGAGCGCUACCGCUCGCUGGCUACCGGCAUCGCCGUCUGCGGCUCGGGUCUCGGCACCGUGCUCUUCGCGCCCUUCAUCAGCUAUCUGAUCCACUACUACGGCGGCUACCGCCACAGCAUGAUGCUGCUGUCGAGCAUCGUGCUCAACUGCGUGGUGCUGGGCGUGCUGUUCCGGCCGCUGAGCGGGCCGGCGCCGCGGGCCGAGCGCCUCUCGCUGCAGGACCUGGGCGCCGGCGGAGCGGCCAGCCAGGCGAGCCUGGGCUCCGAGGGCGGCCCGCGGCGCGUGUCCUGCGGCGGCGGCGCGAUCAACCGCUCGGACGCGUUCCCGCGCGGCAGCGUGCACGGCACGCGCAAGCGCUCCGAGUCCCUGGGCGCCAGCAGCGAGGACAGCCUGCGGCUGCGGCUCUCGCUGCGCUCGCUGCCCAGCGCCGCGGCCGCGGGCCCGGGCACGGGCUCGGGGCCCGGUGCCGCGCGCCGCGCGCCGCGCUUCUCGCUGCUGCGCGACCCGCUCUUCGUCGUCUUCUGCCUGUCCAACUUCUGCACGAGCAUCGGCUUCAACGUGCCCUACGUCUACCUGAUCCCGCAGGCCAGCACGCUCGACAUCGACAAGAAGACGGCCAGCACGCUGCUCUCGAUCAUCGGGGUGGCCAACACGCUGGGCCGCGUGCUGCUGGGCUACGUGUCCGACAAGCCCUGGGUGGACCGGCUGAUCGUCUACAACUGCUGCCUGACCGUCUGCGGCGCGGCCACGAUGCUCUGCCCCCUUUGCCCCGACUUCGCCACGCUGGCCGCGUACGCCGCGGUCUACGGCUUCGCCGCGGGCGCCUACGUGAGCCUGACCUCCGUCUGCCUGGUGGACCUGGUGGGCCUGGACCGGAUGACCAACGCCUUCGGACUGGUGCUGCUGGCGCAGGGCGUGGCCUCGUUCCUGGGGCCGCCCAUCGCCGGUGCGCUCAAGGACGCCAGCGGCCUCUACGACCCCGGCUUCUACGUGGCCGGCGGCAUGAUCGCCGUCAGCGGGCUCAUGCUCUUCGUCAUCCCGCCCAUCCAGAGGCGCAAGCGGCGCAGGGCCGAGCAGCUGUCCGGGCUGCAGGCCGGGGCCUCCUAGGCGCGGCCGCCCGUCGACUGGGCUCACCUGUGAUACGCAAACUGUCCGCCGCGGUCAAGGCUGCUCCGAGCGCGCCUUGCCUUCGCUGCGCAUAUUUGGUUGGGCGGACCGAGCCCUGGCGUUGCUCUACGCUGCUCGCUCCGAGCCUAGCUCUAAUCUUUUGUACAUACGGGCCUCGGCCCAUUUUGUUAAAGCGAUUCAAGAAAAUCUUUCAAUAAAUCAGUCUAAGUGAGGUCUUCCUCGA
Phymastichus coffea is the source of this 2247-nucleotide messenger RNA. It is a transcript of the gene Mct1, whose product is annotated as monocarboxylate transporter 13. The transcript is spliced from 8 exons. Gene Ontology annotation, biological process: transmembrane transport; monocarboxylic acid transport. The record is from RefSeq and is a predicted model, not a curated record. The coding region runs from base 429 to 2003 and encodes 524 amino acids. Lineage: Eukaryota; Metazoa; Arthropoda; Insecta; Hymenoptera; Eulophidae. Gene Ontology annotation, molecular function: monocarboxylic acid transmembrane transporter activity.